AUGGCCCAACAAGCCUACAACAUGAACAACAUGAACAACAUGAACAACAUGCCCCGCAACGCACCCUACGACACCGAUUCUGACAGGGAGGUAGAAGAAGGAAGCCGCCUCUCCUCCAUCAAGCUUACCAUCAACACCCCUCUCGUCGUCAAAGGCGAUGGAAACCUUGUUCAUGUAGACGUCGCCGCCAACGCCUCCAAGGUCGCCAUGGCUGUCGUCAGUGCUUUCCGUCAAAUCAGUUCUUCGGCUGGUGGUGUCCCAAUGAUUGAUCAGGAUGGUCAACCUCGUCCGAUCGACAUCACUGUCUCUGCGGGUGUUCAAGUUUCUGGCGGCAACAACGUGGUUGGAGAGAAGGCUAUCUUGAGCAAGACGGUUGUCGGUGGUGCUAUCGUGAAGAUCGAUCCAGAUCAGGAGGGUGGACCAACGGCUGAUCCCGUGGGCAUCAAGAGAGAAAGAGCUGGUAGCGAGCCAUUGGAGAUGGAUUCAAAGAAGCCUAGACGCAAGUAA
Messenger RNA from Hymenoscyphus albidus, 507 nucleotides. NCBI's taxonomy places the organism in Eukaryota, Fungi, Ascomycota, Leotiomycetes, Helotiales, Helotiaceae. The record is from the annotation of a GenBank genome assembly.